Messenger RNA from Drosophila melanogaster (fruit fly), 2109 nucleotides. RefSeq names its product pyruvate kinase (gene PyK). Gene Ontology annotation, biological process: glycolytic process. Lineage: Eukaryota; Metazoa; Arthropoda; Insecta; Diptera; Drosophilidae. The record is from RefSeq and is marked reviewed. Gene Ontology annotation, molecular function: potassium ion binding; magnesium ion binding; pyruvate kinase activity. The coding region runs from base 243 to 1844 and encodes 533 amino acids. The transcript is spliced from 4 exons.
AGUCGAACUUUUUGUCUCGUCCUCGCCGCGUCCGAUUUUCCAUAUAUCCCGAUUUUCGUCUCAAACUUGGAAGAUAUAUUGCCAAAAUAUUGCAUUCGGCUAGCCGCUGCGUUGUGUGUGUUGUUGUGCGUGGAGUUGCGUGUGCAGUUGCAAGAAGAUAUAGUCGUCUAUAUCGUCAGACCGAUCUCGAUCCCAAGUGCGAUUCCCGUUGGUUACAUACUACCCGUUCGGUAGGCAACAAAAUGGUGAACGUAACCAUCUACGAUGAGGCACCGCAGCUGAAGCCCAACGAAGUACCCCAAAACAUGGCCGCAGGAGCUGAUACCCAACUGGAGCACAUGUGCCGUCUGCAGUUCGACUCGCCAGUGCCCCAUGUGCGUCUGUCCGGAAUCGUGUGCACCAUCGGACCUGCCUCCAGCAGCGUGGAGAUGCUGGAGAAGAUGAUGGCCACCGGCAUGAACAUCGCGCGCAUGAACUUCUCUCACGGAUCGCACGAGUACCAUGCCGCCACCGUGGCCAAUGUGCGCCAGGCGGUGAAGAACUACUCGGCCAAGCUGGGCUACGAACACCCCGUGGCCAUUGCCCUGGACACCAAGGGGCCCGAGAUCCGUACCGGUCUGAUCGGAGGCAGCGGCACCGCCGAGAUUGAGCUGAAGAAGGGCGAGAAGAUCAAGCUGACCACCAACAAGGAAUUCCUGGAGAAGGGCUCUCUGGAGAUUGUGUACGUGGACUACGAGAACAUUGUCAAUGUGGUGAAGCCCGGCAACCGGGUGUUCGUCGAUGACGGUCUGAUCUCACUGAUUGUCCGCGAGGUAGGCAAGGAUUCCCUCACCUGCGAGGUGGAGAACGGCGGCUCUCUGGGUUCCCGCAAGGGUGUGAACCUGCCAGGCGUGCCCGUCGAUCUGCCUGCCGUCUCCGAGAAGGAUAAGAGCGAUCUGCUGUUCGGUGUGGAGCAGGAAGUGGACAUGAUCUUUGCUUCGUUCAUCCGCAACGCCGCUGCUUUGACCGAGAUCCGUAAGGUUCUUGGCGAGAAGGGCAAGAACAUCAAGAUCAUUUCCAAGAUCGAGAACCAGCAGGGCAUGCACAACCUGGACGAGAUCAUCGAGGCCGGUGAUGGCAUUAUGGUGGCCCGUGGAGAUCUGGGUAUUGAGAUUCCCGCCGAGAAGGUGUUCCUCGCCCAGAAGGCCAUGAUUGCCCGCUGCAACAAGGCUGGCAAGCCUGUGAUCUGCGCCACUCAGAUGUUGGAGUCAAUGGUGAAGAAGCCACGUCCCACUCGCGCUGAGAUCUCUGAUGUGGCCAACGCUGUGCUCGAUGGUGCUGAUUGCGUCAUGUUGUCUGGUGAGACCGCCAAGGGCGAGUACCCGCUGGAGUGCGUCCUGACCAUGGCCAAGACCUGCAAGGAGGCCGAGGCUGCCCUCUGGCACCAGAACCUCUUUAACGACUUGGUUCGCGGCGCUGGUACCAUCGAUGCCUCUCACGCGGCUGCCAUCGCUGCCGUUGAGGCUGCCACCAAGGCCAAGGCCUCCGCCAUCGUGGUGAUCACCACCAGCGGCAAGUCGGCCUUCCAGGUGAGCAAGUACCGCCCACGCUGCCCCAUCAUCGCGGUCACCCGUUUCGCGCAGACCGCCCGACAGGCCCAUCUCUACCGUGGACUGGUGCCACUCAUCUACAAGGAGCCCGGUCUUGGUGACUGGCUGAAGGACGUGGACGUGCGCGUGCAGUUCGGUCUGCAGGUCGGAAAGAAGAACGGCUUCAUCAAGACCGGCGAUUCCGUCGUGGUGGUUACCGGCUGGAAGCAGGGCUCCGGCUUCACCAACACCAUCCGCAUUGUCACCGUCGAAUAAAUUCUGCCGCUCAGGAAGUACCUGGAUGCGUCGCAGCUGCCGCGGGCGUCGCGUUGAUUACUGUUAAUAACCAAGUUAAUUUAUUAAUUACACAAUAUUCGGAAUAUUGGAAACUGCAGGAGGCUGCUGGAACCGCUGUCAGAAGCGCCGAAGGCCGGCCCGGGCCUCAAACAGACACACAAAUAUACUAUACCAUUGUUGAAUAAUAGAGAUUUCUUCGAAAAUUAUAAUAAAGUCAUCACUGUAUUUAUGUACGUAUGGAAAG